Entrophospora sp. SA101 is the source of this 5880-nucleotide messenger RNA. The record is from the annotation of a GenBank genome assembly. Lineage: Eukaryota; Fungi; Glomeromycota; Glomeromycetes; Entrophosporales; Entrophosporaceae.
AUGAAAACACCAUCAAAAACACCAAAGAAAUUGAUAACAUUCGAUAAUAAUUUCAUGAAAAUUAUUAAUUAUUAUUUCGAUGAUAAGGAGCUUAAUAAUUAUAGUGAUAAUGAUAAUGUGCAUAAAAGCAUACAGAAAUUGAUAAAUUUGAUAAAGGAUGACCAAGCAAAUUGGGAGAAACAAUGUCAAUAUUUGAGAGAAAUUGAAGAAAAUUUAGAUGAUAAAUUUAUCAACCAGAUUGAAAAUAUUCUUGAGCCAAUUAUCUCCAAAAUUUAUUUUAGUUCAAUUGAACCUUUAACAAAACGUUAUUGUAUACCGAUAUUAGAUUCUUGUCAUAUGAUUUCAUCAUUGUCAUCAUCGUCAAUAAGUAAUAAUAGAAUGUUUAAUGAAAUUCUGAUUGAAUAUUCUAAAUUUAUUACACAAGAAAAUUACUCUAACCAAACAUUUUCUCAAAAGAGUAAUUCAAUAUAUAUUACAUUGGAUUUUUCGUUAGGCUAUCAAAUAAUAGAAGAAAAAUUAUUUGACACGAUAUAUUUUCUAAUUGAAUCAUUGAAUAUUGUUAUAAUUCAAAGAAUCAACAACAACAAUAAUCAUCACUCGAUCCAAAACUUUGAAGCAUCAUCAUCAUCAUUAAUAUUGUCACAGAAUAUGAAUGAUUUACAGCAUUUAACAAAAACUAUUUUGGCUUUAUUAUCAAAAUUUGAUAAAAAAUUUAGACCAAAAUUUAAUAAAAUCAAUUUAGAAGAAAAUUUAGUGGUCAACAACACUACUAAUACUGAUGAUGGUAAUGAUGAAGCAACAUUCUUAAAGAUGAUUAAAGAUUUAAUCAAUGGGUGUUUAAUAAUGUGCUCAAAUCAUAUUUAUAUCAAAGAUGUUAGACAAUUAUCAGGAAUGACACUUUCAGCAAUAUUUAAUUUAUUUGGCUCGUCAUCACCAAAUUUUAAAAGUAAUCAAAUAAUUUAUACAUUUUUUUCACAAAAACUGAAAUUGAUUGGUAAAAGUGAAGAUGAUGAAUUUUUAUUAAUUAAAAAAAAAUUAAAUUUAAAAAUUCCUGAUUGUUUAAUAAGUGAUGAUAAAGGAUGGACAGACGAUGAUCCUUUAAUGUUGACUAUUUGUAGAGGAUUUUUAUCAAAUCUUUCAAGAGAUGUAUUAAUUUGUCCCAUUAAAGAAAUAGAAGAAUUUGGGAAAAAUAAUACAAAUGAUCACAAAGUGACAUCCUUACAUCAAAUUUUAUUUUUGUUUAUAUUAGAAUUUUGUGAUUUGUCUACAAAUUCACAAACCAAGGUUUUAUCUUUUGAAACAUUGGGAUUAUGGUUGCAAGAAACUGAAAAUAUUCUUAAAAAUGAUGAUGGUGGAAUAGAAGAUCUGAUGAUCUAUGAAAAGAAUAGAGUUGUAACGCCAAUAAUAAAAAAAGAGAUCUUAAAUAUUUUCAAUAAAAACAUUUUAGAAAAGUUGAUUUCUUAUGUAAUAAAUAAUUGUGAUGAUCCUAUUGAUGCUAUUCAACAUAAGAUUAAAACAAUUUUUGAAGCUUUAUUAAGUAUUAUCAAUCUAGGAAUUCAAUCGGAGGAAUUAUCCAAAGAUCCUUCGUCAUUAUCAUUGUCUUUUUCUUCUACGCUAGAAUUACAGUACAAUCAAUAUUUAAAUAAUUUGAUUUCUCAAUUAUUGUUGAUGGAUAAGUAUCGUAAGGUUAAAUACUCAUUAUUGAAUCUGAUAUUGCCAAGAAUUAGAACUAAUUUGAUACUUGAGAUGCAAAAUGAUUUUAUCGAUAAAACUUUACAAGUUUUAAAUAACCUUGUUAUUGCACCUAAAGCUGCAAAUUUAUUAAUUGGUUUUUUAAAACAAAGGCUAGAAGAAGAUUAUUACAAUGAGGAAAAUAAUUUGAGGAGUAAUAGUAAUGAUAUUGUAGUAAUAGAUGCAGUGGCAGCAAGUGAAGAAAAAGAGAAAAUAAUUGUAAAUUGGAUGAACUUAUGGAUGAAGCCUUUAUGUUUAAAUCUUACAACAAAAAAUAAUGAAAUAUUAAGGAAAAUCAUUGGAGAGAUUUUAUUGAAGCCAUUAUUUAAGAUUGAUUCUCUGAUAUUCUGGAAGAUUCUUGAGAGAUUUCAAGAUGAAAAAUCAGUCAAUAAUAUGGAGCUUAUUAGAGAUGAAGAGUAUAAAUUGAACUCUUUAAUUUUAAUUAUAAAAAUCGGCAAAUCUUUGGAUUUUAUUGAUGGAAAUAAAUUAUUUCUUGAAGAACAAAGGAAAAAAUUGCUUUAUGAUUCAAUUUGCCAUGAAGAUUUAAACAUUAGAAGUGAUUUACUUGGAUUAAUAUGUGAAUCAAAAAAGGCAAUAAUAGAAAUUACUGCACAAGAAUUGGAAUUAUUGAAAUCAUUUUUAAAAAUAAAUAUUAAUUCCACUUCACCAGAGUUUAGACAAAAAUUAUAUGGAAAUUUAAAUAAAUUAUUUAACAGAUUGGAGAUCAAUACAAACGGAUUAUUAAGAGAUUAUUUAUCCAGGAAGAAAUUUAUUGAAAAAAAUCGUCAUCUAAAUCAAAAAAAGGAGUUAGAGAAUGUUGUGAUGAUUGAAUUGGAUGAAAUUAAAAAGAAAUUCGAUAAAUAUGAGAGAUUUUUGAAUUGGUUGGUUGAAUUGUUGAUGGCUUCGUUGUAUCCUGGAGCAUCAUUUCAAAGAGUUUCUACCAGUUUAAAUAUUUUUAAAUUAUUAUUAAAUAAAAAUUUUUUUUGUGAAAAAUCAAACUUGGCUUAUGAGAUAUUGAGAGAAUUUGUUUCACCGUUGCCCGGAAUUGUCAAUAAUCAAGAAGAAGCAUUAACAAUAAAAUAUAUAUUGAAAUGGGCUUUUGAUCGUAUGAUAAGUGCAAGGGCUGUGGAAAGUGAUAGUGGUGCAAUGAUUUUUCGACUGGUAUUUAGGAAAUAUGUUAUAGAACUAGGUCAUAUUAUUGAUUUUGAAAAGGAAGAUAUUUUAAUUGAAGAAAGCAUUGUUUUUGAAAAAGAAGUUUGCGAAUAUUCUUUGGUUUCAUCUAUCAAUUUUAUUCAAAAAAUUUUAAGAAUAUUAAAGACACAAAUUAACAUCGCAUCAAAUAAUCUUUUAUUAGCAUCAAAAAAAUAUCCAAUGUAUGGAACAUUAAUUGGACUUCAAUAUCUAUUUUUAGAAAUUAAUUAUAAUUCAGAUUUUGUAAAAAAAAAUAUUUUAGAAUGGAGAGCUUUACAUAAAGAUGUUUUACAAUUGAUUGAUCAUGUGUGUCAAAUAGUUUUAGAAAUUUUAUCUAGCCCAUCACCUGAAGGUAAUUUGCCUGAAGGCGUUGAUGAUGGAGGAACAUUGGAUAUGAAUGAUGAUGAUAUAACGGUUGAUUAUGAUGAAUUCUAUGAAAAUGGAGGAGGAAGAGGAGAAGAAAUGAGUGAUGUUGAUUAUGAACAAGUUCGUAAAGGUGGAGAAUUAUUUAAGAAUUUAUUAAUUUCUAUAAGACAUCGUGGUGCAUUUUCAGCAAUAUAUCCCGAAUUUUUAAAAGUUUGCACCAGAUUAUUAUCAUCAAACCAAUCAGAUUUUUUUGGUUUACCAAAAAUUUGGUUGGAGGAAAAUAUAAAUGCCAUAAAGACAAAUUCGAUUUCAAUAACAAGAAGAAGUGCAGGAUUACCUUAUUAUAUAUUGGCAAUAGUUUACAGUGAGUCGUCAUCAUCGAAUCGUAGAAUGUUAUUACCUUGGGUGAUGAAAACUUUAUUUGAAAUUGGAUUUAAAGAAAUUCUUUUUAUGGAUUCAAAAUUGGGAACGGAAGUUUUAUCAUAUGUUUCAAAUGGUUUUGAACUUAGCAUUGAAGGAUUUUCUUCAAAAAGUUGGGCAAUAAGAAAUUGUAGUGUAAUGUUAUUUUCUACAUUGUUACAAAGAACUUUUGGUAAUAAGAAAGUCAAAGAUGAAAAUCAUUCAGUAAAUAAUUUAACUAGCAAAGAAUUUUUCACCAGAUUUCCAAAGUUGCAUUCAUUUUUAUUAAAUCAAUUGGAAACUUUUGUUAAUCAAUUAUUGGUUAAAAAAGACAAAGAAAAUGUUGAUAAGGAUUUAAAGCAUCAAUCAAAAGUUCACACCGGAUUAUAUCCUAUACUUACAUUGUUAUCUAGAUUGCAUCCUUCGUUGAUGGAAAGUACAAAUUCAGUUAGAGAAAUAGCAGCAAAAGCACUUGUACCAUUAAUCACAACAAAUGAUUUAAUUUCAAAAUGUAUUGAAUUGCUGAAUGGAUGUGAAUUAUUUAAUCAAAAUGAAUUACAUGGAAGAUUAAUUCAAAUAAAAUAUUUGUUAAAAGGGCAUUUAGAAAAUAAUUUUUGUGGAUUUAAUAUUAUGAAAGAAUUUAUAGAAAAAUUUUCCAAAGUUUUCAAAUCUGAAUUUUAUCUUUUAACUAAAGAAAAUCCAUGUCAAAUCACUAGAAACUUAUUACUAGAAAUAAUUUAUGUUUUUAUUAUUAAUGAUGAUUGGAUAUAUAAUGAAAAAGAUUUAAUUAAACAAAAUGAGCUUUUUGAAUUGAUCAAAGAAAAGUUUUCAGAAUUGAGAAAAUCAAUUUUUUAUUUAUCAUAUUCAGAAUUAUUAUCAUUACCAACUAACGAUCAUAUUAUGUUUGAUGAAGAUUAUUAUAAGAAUAAUAUUGGAUAUUAUCUUGUUAAAAAACAAAUGAUAAAGAUAAUAGUUAAAUCAUUGAUUAAUAAUAGUCAAGAAAAAAAUAUUUAUUAUGAUGAGAAAGAAAUUGAUCAACAAAAAAUUAUUAUUGAUAUUAUAAAAAAUAAAGAUUAUGAAGUUAGAGUUUUUGGAUUGGGAAUAUUAAUAAAGCAAUUUGAAGAAAAUAUGGAUAAUUUCAAUAUUAUUAAACAAAGAGUUCAAAUACACGCUAUUCAACAAGAAUUAAUUAAUAUAAUAUAUGAAGAAGAAAAUGAUGAUGGAUUGAAAUUGGAAUAUUAUAAAAAAGCCAUUAGGUUAUUGGGAUUAAUUGAUCCAAAAAAUCCAUUUCCUUCUACAUCUGCUGUUCCUUUGACUUCUUCUCAAUUGAAUUUUGGAAUCAGAGAAUUUUGGAAAAAAUUAUUUAAUUAUUAUUUGAAUGGAAAAAAAAGUACAAAAAUAGAUUCAGUAAUCGAAUUCAUUUUACCUAUUUUAAGUAGAUUAUUAUCACAAAUUUGGCAGGAUAAUUCAAUGCCAUCAGAUUUUAAAUCUUUAUGUUUAAAACAAUGGACUGAAAAUGAUACUGCCUCUAUUAUUUCUAAAGCUAAAAAAUUAAAGAUACCAAUAAAUUCAGAUAAAGCAACAGAAUUAUGUUAUGAACAUAUUUCAACUCAUUACCAUAAAUCAUUACAUUUAUACAUUGCUCUAUUACAAAAUUUAACAGGCGAUGAUAAACCUGUUUUAUUUGCAAUUGAAGAUCCAAAUACUUAUAAAGAACAGCUUCUAGAUAUUCAACUAUCGUUUAAACAUUUGAAAUCAUUAUUAAAUUUUAAUAAUUCCUUAAAUUUUCCAGACUUAUUUAGAGUGACUAUACCAAAGUUUAUUUUGGAUCAAUUUAAUAAUGUUUUGGAAAUAUUAUGUUUUAAAGAAAUCCAGGAAGGGAACUUCGGUCCUUUAGGUUUCACAUCAAAACCAAAGGUUUUUUUUGUAAUUUAUAAAAUCAUUUUGGCAUUAAUUAUUAUGAUUGAAUUUCUGCCAAAUAUUGAAGAAAAAUUAAAAUAUAUCAAAGAGAUUGAAAUGAUUUUGAAGAAAUCUUUGAUAAAUUCAACCAAGAUUAAAUUACAUCCAUUAUUAAAUAAUUUAAUAUAUAAAGAACUUAUAACCGAAUUCUUUAACAAUAGUAGCGAUAAAUAUUUUAUUGAUGAUGAAAAAUUUAGCAAUGAUUUUAAUAAUUGGUUUCUUUUGGGCAAUUAA